AUGCAGGGUAGAAUGGGUCUCCACAAUAAGCCCAUAAUCAUCGACGGUAAGGAUCACCUCCUCGGACGUUUGGCUUCUAUCGUUGCCAAGCAGCUCCUUCAAGGCGAGAAGGUUGCCGUAUUGCGAUGUGAGGAAAUCGCCAUCUCUGGAAAUUUCCACCGAUCAAAACUGAAGUACAUGAGCUUCCUCCGCAAAAGAUGUAACAUCAAUCCCGCUCGCGGAAUGCUGCCCCACAAGACUCCUCAUGGAAAUUCGGCUUUGAAGAAUCUCAGAGUGUACGAGGGUGUUCCAAGCGCCUAUGAUCGCGUUAAAAAGAUGAAUGCACCAGUUGCUAACCGACAUCUCUGCCUGAAGCCACGACGCAAGCACUGCACAGUUGGCCGCCUUUCUCACGAAGUCGGAUGGAAGUACCAGGAUGUUGUGGCCAAACUCGAGGCUAAGCGAAAGGUGAAGGGAGCAGCUUACCACGAUCAGCAAAAGAAGCUCGAUAAGUUGUAUGAACAGGUCAGCCACUUCUCUUUACUUGCUCCUUCUUUCCUGAAGAUUAUCCCUGGACUUCCAAAUGGUUGCUUAUUACUUCGUUAUGGUAUAAAAUUGCUUUUUGAACUUUGA
Messenger RNA from Cooperia oncophora, 612 nucleotides. Lineage: Eukaryota; Metazoa; Nematoda; Chromadorea; Rhabditida; Trichostrongylidae. The record is from the annotation of a GenBank genome assembly.